This is a messenger RNA of Thermochaetoides thermophila DSM 1495, 519 nucleotides long. RefSeq names its product zinc finger domain-containing protein. The record is from RefSeq and is a predicted model, not a curated record. The coding region runs from base 1 to 519 and encodes 172 amino acids. NCBI's taxonomy places the organism in Eukaryota, Fungi, Ascomycota, Sordariomycetes, Sordariales, Chaetomiaceae. The transcript has 2 exons.
AUGGCUCCACGUGGCCAAACCCUCCCCCAACCGCAAACCUCCUCCGCGCGCGAGGCCCGCGCCGCCUUCUACUGCGAGCUCUGCUCCAAGGGCUACCAGCGAAUGCACGAAUAUGAAGCACACUUGAGCAGUUACGACCAUCAGCACAAGCAGCGGCUCAAGGACAUGAAAGCCAUGGUGAAAGACCCGACCGCCGCAUUGCGGGCCCGCAAGCUCGAGCAGAAGGAGCAGGGAGUCAUCAGCAUCAAGCUGGGGGAUGCCGCUUCUUCCGCAUCAGGAGGUGGGCUUGGUGGUGGUUUCAAGAAGGGCGGGUUUAAGAAGACUGGGUUUAAGGCGGCUUUUGUGCCUGUGGGAGGGACGAAUAAUGCGAAUGAAUCGAAGGAUGGUUCUGUGGAUAAUGCUGCAAAGAAGAGCGAGGAUAGCGGAUUGACAAAGGCGGCGCCAAAAAGCGAACUCGUUGAGAGCGACACCGAGGACGAGGGAUACGAGGUUUACGAUCCGAGAAAACCGACCGAUUGA